Molecule: messenger RNA, 566 nt
Organism: Nematolebias whitei (Rio pearlfish)
Lineage: Eukaryota; Metazoa; Chordata; Actinopteri; Cyprinodontiformes; Rivulidae
Gene: mgp
Product: matrix Gla protein
Exons: 5
Coding region: 87-443 (118 amino acids)
Cellular component (GO): extracellular region
Molecular function (GO): calcium ion binding
Source: RefSeq, a predicted model, not a curated record
CUGGUGAGAAAGUACUGAGAGAUAUUUCCUGAACUUCUCCCUCCAUCCCAGAGCUUCAAGCAGCGAGGCAGAAGAGAAGCCCCAAGAUGAGAAGCCUCCUUCGGUUUCUGGCGCUCUGUGCUGCCGUCUCUCUCUGUGUCUGUUAUGAUUCUCGUGAAAGCACAGAGUCCACUGAAGAUCUGUUUUUGCCACGAAACCGUGCCAACUCGUUCAUGCCACCGAGAGGAAACAGCAUUUACAAUUCACCCAGCAGGUUUCGCUUCAACGCCUUCAUGAGGAAAAGAAAGCCCGUGUCAGAGAUCCGUGCAGAGACCUGCGAGGACUACUCUCCCUGCCGCCUCUACGCCUAUCGCUUCGGCUACCAGCAGGCUUACCAGAGGUAUUAUGGCUCCAGAAUCCCAUCACAGCAACGCUACAGACCGGCUGGGAUCCGUCCGUACUAAACUGGACACAGAUGGAAGUUUAUCCUGAUCAUCUGCUCCUUUAUUCCACAUCCAUCGCAUGUUUUGAUCUAAUUUAUGUCCUUGUGUUGUUUUCUGUUUUGAUUGUGGAUUGACGUCCUGGAA